This is a messenger RNA of Neurospora tetrasperma FGSC 2508, 705 nucleotides long. RefSeq lists its product as uncharacterized. The transcript is spliced from 3 exons. The coding region runs from base 258 to 473 and encodes 71 amino acids. The record is from RefSeq and is a predicted model, not a curated record. NCBI's taxonomy places the organism in Eukaryota, Fungi, Ascomycota, Sordariomycetes, Sordariales, Sordariaceae.
CUGGCACAACGGCAUCUCAACAUGCGAGGUACCGACCUGUCAAGGUACCGAUUGCUGAUGUCAAGAGCGGGGUUAUCUUGAAUGGACGCGCAAGGUGGCAUAGGUAUAUAAAUUGUCUUCUUUCUCUUUCUCAAAGAUCUCGCGAGUCUCUCACUGCAUCAUCACAAUCUGUGCAUUUUCCAUUCUACAACCAACACCAACACAAACACCGUGUGAAUCCAACUUUCUCAACACAACCUCUCCGAAAAUCUUCCAUCAUGCCUGAGCGCGGCCAGUCCCCCCCUCCCGAGCGCCAGACCGGCAAGCAGCAGAACGAACCUGCUGGUUCCGGUAAGGGCGUCGAUGAUGCUUCCCAGAAGGAGCAGAUCAACAAGUCUGGUCUCGAGAACCUCACAUCAAACCCCAAAGGUCCCCUAGACGAUGAGGUCGAGAAGAAGUUCGCCAAGACGAGCAAGCCUGAGGAGUCAAAGUAAAAAGCACACGGGAAGCUUAAUGGGAUACAAUGAUUCAUGAAUUUGGCGUUGGUCAUAUUUUUGGGACUGGGAACCGAUGCUGCCGCUAGAAGCGAUGCAGCAGCCAUGUGGAAUCUUGGCCAGUUGUUCGAUUCAAAACACAUAGAGCAUGGAAUAUCUGAAGACAAAUGACUUACAUUGUGCACUCGUCUGGAACUCAUUACAAGCCUUGCUGUAAUACCUCCUUUCUCGU